AUGGAAGUCGCGGAAUCUGUGCUGAGAAAAAGAGCCUCAGAAGGCAUCGUCAUUCGCACCAAGACAGAGCUGCAGGAUAAGUGGGGUGCAUCCACGUGGUCGGACACGGCUCUUGAAUGCAUGUACAGGGGCUUAUCCCGGAGCGAACCCGAAGCAGACUCAGCCUAUGAAAAGUCAAGCUGUCAAAGAGGCUGGGGAUCCUCCCAUUCGUAUCCUUUCCUGCCUGCUCCUCGUGACAUAUUCGGUGGAACCCGAAGUAGCGUACGAGGGGAUCCCCAGGUUAAAGAUGACUGGCUGCUGGCAUCUCCAGUCAGGGAUGUGGGUACGGCUCUAGCACGGAGCCGCGAACAAAAGCAACAGCACCCGGAAUCUGAAGAUGACAACGAAGCAGCUCAGCAGCUGAGGAGCCAGCUGCUGCAGCUGCGGGCUGAGGGCCACCGACGUGCUGCCCGUCUGCGGAGGGAGCGCCAGCUGCUGCAGCAGCAGCUAGCGGAGGCACGGCAGCAGCAACAGGUGCUAUUGCUGCGUCAGCAACAGCGCAGCAUCUGCACAAGUGUCGGCGCCAGCCAGGGCUCUUGUGACCCGUGGGGCCCUCCCACAUUAUCAGUGCCUCCUACAGCCCCAGCGGGUGUCCGCAGAGGUCCUCGGGGUAGCCCCUUGCCUCCCUUUUCUCCCCGGAUGGUGCUGCUACACGUUUACGACCUUACGCCAGCCAUAUCAAAUUACGUAAAUCGAAUUAUGAGGCCCUUGGGUGCUGGAGCCUUCCAUGCAGGGGUGGAAGUCUACGGACAGGAAUACUCUUUUGGGCAGACGGCAGCGACUGCUGGUUCUCUGAGGCACUACGGGAGCGAAAGGGCAUCACUGGAGCCAUGGACACUAUGGACAGCUGCAGCAACGUUACGGGGAGCAGCUGCUGUGCUUGUUAUCCUGCAUACAGAUGAAACGACUGGCGUAAGCGUCUGCCAGCCCAUGCAACACCCGGCCCAUGUCUAUAGAGAGACCGUACCCAUGGGGCCGGCCGAUUUGGACAUGGAAGAGUUUCUCUCGCUUGUAGAAGUUCUGAAGGUCGAAUGGCCCGGCAACUCAUAUGACGUUCUCAGCAGGAACUGCGUGAACUUUGCGGAUCACUUGUGUGUUUUGCUGGGGGUUGGCCACGUGCCGCCAUGGCUUUUUAGGCUACAGCGACAGGCCAAUUCGAUUAAGGGGGGAGCACGAGCUGCUGCUGCUGCUGCCGCCGCUGCUGCUCGUCAGCUGCAACGCCUGAACACUCAAGCGCGGAUCUCGGCCACCGCCAUGGCAGCAGCAGAAGCUGCAGCCACAGCAGCAGCGGUGGCAGCAGGGGCAGCUGUCUCCUUUGGAAGGUUUAUCAAGCACGCUCACCAGGAGGUUCGGCUCUCCGAGGAAAUGGGCCGCUUGCUAGUAGAGGGCAUGAGCUUCCUAAGUGAACGCUUCUCAGAGGGAGUUUCUUGCAUCCCUUCAGAAUGGAAUGAAGAGGAAAUUACAGCUUUAGAGCCUUUGCACUUGUUCGACAGGGCGCCAACGCCGCCUGAGGGGCUUAUAGCGGAAUCACGCGGUGCAACUUCAGAAGGUUCCGCGGAGAAGCUCUCAGAAAGCCCCGUAGAGAAGCCCUUGGAGAAACAGGGGGUGGAACGUCUAGAGGAGCUCAGAGCAAACACCUUAGUGGACCCCGGAGAGGGAACUCCGAGAGCGCUGCGAGGCGCUACUGAAGAAUCUCUCCAAGGCGCCGCAAUUCUCAAGAGCUGGCCACAAGGAUCACUUUCAUCUCCUAGUCAGGAUAAAGAGCAGCAACGUAAAUCACCGUCUGACUGGCCCUAUACUGCUGACGCCAUUUUGCCUUAA
Messenger RNA from Eimeria necatrix, 1860 nucleotides. RefSeq lists its product as hypothetical. Bases 1 to 1860 code for a protein of 619 amino acids. The transcript is spliced from 6 exons. Lineage: Eukaryota; Apicomplexa; Conoidasida; Eucoccidiorida; Eimeriidae. The record is from RefSeq and is a predicted model, not a curated record. Gene Ontology annotation, biological process: protein deubiquitination. Gene Ontology annotation, molecular function: deubiquitinase activity.